Peronospora matthiolae is the source of this 447-nucleotide messenger RNA. NCBI's taxonomy places the organism in Eukaryota, Oomycota, Peronosporomycetes, Peronosporales, Peronosporaceae. The record is from the annotation of a GenBank genome assembly.
AUGGAAAUGUCGACCGUUUGGUUGAUUAUAGAGUUUUUAGCGGUCUGGGGCGUGCCGGAGAAGCACGGGUUUCCCAAAGACCACGGUAUGGCUGAGAAGGAAGCCCACCUGGAGAUUCUGCUGCAUGUUCCACAGGCAAUGAAAGUGGACAAGGAAAGUCUCAAGACAACUGGAGCAGCAAACAAGAAGGAACUGGACGCAAGCUUCGGCCAGUUCGUCUCAGAAAUGCGUCUCAACUGGAAGGUCGAUGACGGACAGCUGGUCGUCGUGGGUGUGUACGUGGACGACCUGCUGGCCGCCGGAACCGACACAGCUGCUAUCGAAAGUUUCUUUAACCAUCUUAAAAGCCUAUCCAUCAAGGAACUCGGCGUCGUCAGCACAUUUCUUGCAGUGCGCGUCGCUAUGGACAACGCGGCAGAUACGUGCUUGGCCAGGAGGAAGCGAUAG